This is a messenger RNA of Entamoeba invadens IP1, 552 nucleotides long. RefSeq lists its product as hypothetical. NCBI's taxonomy places the organism in Eukaryota, Evosea, Mastigamoebida, Endamoebidae. The record is from RefSeq and is a predicted model, not a curated record. Bases 1 to 552 code for a protein of 183 amino acids. The transcript has a single exon.
AUGUCGAAGCGCUACAAGGAGGAGCGCGACUAUCAAUCCCUUGUCCGCGCAGUUUGUAUAGUAUUAUUAAACCAAUAUGGCAACGUGGAAGUGAAGAGGAAGAGUAAAAAGGGGAGUGUAGCAUUACCAUUUCUUCGCAUCGGGCGGCUUCAAUUUUCCGAGAACGAUUGUCUUAAUGUGAAAGACUUUGUCAAAAAGAGAGUGCAAAUACAAUGGAAUCUUGACAUUGAAAAUCAAAUGAAUGAGACAACGGCGCUCUGUAGGAAGAAAAAGAACGCGAUUGGGGAGUCGAUUAAUUUUGUCGUUGACCUUCUGGGUGAGCUUGGAUUUCGGUUUAAAGCAAAGGUGUCGAGUGGGAGGAAUAACACAAUGAAGGUCGACCGAGUCCUGGAAAUAGAGAAACAGGGAUUGGUUCUCACCAAGCAGCGGAUCAUUGACAUUGGGCUAUGUGUAUGUGACUUCAUUGUUAAAAAAACAGGCGAAGAAAAAUUUGUUGUCUUCCCCAAAAAUGAUCUCAUCCUUCAAAAAUUUAUGGAAGUUGCGACAAAAUAA